This is a messenger RNA of Salpingoeca rosetta, 618 nucleotides long. RefSeq lists its product as uncharacterized. Lineage: Eukaryota; Choanoflagellata; Craspedida; Salpingoecidae. The transcript has a single exon. The coding region runs from base 217 to 606 and encodes 129 amino acids. The record is from RefSeq and is a predicted model, not a curated record.
UGCUGAUGAUGAUGAUGAAUGGUGAUGAAUGGUGAUGAUGAUGAUGAUGAAUGGUGAUGAUGAUGAUGAUGAAUGGUGAUGAUGAUGAUGGUGAUAAAUGGUGGUGUGUGGUGAAUGCGAUGAAAGGUUGUUGUUGUUGGUGGUGGUUUUGGUGGUGAAUGGCUGUGAUGCACAGUUGGCGAAUAUGAUUGUGUCACAUCACCUUCGCGCCGUCCUAUGCUUGUUUGUUUGCUCAUGUUUACGAUAGCUGACGCGCCUAAACUGAGAACUAUCCUACCCCAUCUUCCAUCGCAUCACGACCACCGUCAAACUACCACCACCACCCGCCAGUGUGCUUCUUCAACCCCCCUCCACACACACACACACACCUUGCAGAUGUGUUAUCUUGUGCUUUCUUUCACGUUUUCGCUUGUCAUGCUCAGCCCUAACAUGACCUCCUGUGUUGGGAAUGAGCAAUCAAGUAAACCCAGUCACCAAAUUGUCUGUGGUGUUGUUCUUCUGUGCCAGACCUUUUAUCGCAAACACGCACACACACAGUUCUGCUUGCUUGACAGCACGUCAUGCACACACAUUGACACGCGCAGCCAUACAAGCUCAUCAGCAUGAACACGUGACAAU